Messenger RNA from Rhagoletis zephyria (snowberry fruit fly), 7092 nucleotides. The record is from RefSeq and is a predicted model, not a curated record. Lineage: Eukaryota; Metazoa; Arthropoda; Insecta; Diptera; Tephritidae.
AUGAAUCCCUACGGCGUGCCACCUGGCAUGGCACUGCCACCAAUGAUGCCCAAUAUUCCUCCCGGAUACGUUGCUGGUGAUCAACACUCGCACUAUCAACAUUUCAACAUUCCCUUGCCUAGCGAGUACAGCCAAGGCAGCAACUUUCUAACCGAAGAAGAGCUGAAGGAAAAGUCAAAGAAAUGGCAGCAACUUCAAUCGAAACGCUAUUCAGACAGAAAAAAGUUUGGGUUCGUCGAAACCCAAAAGGAAGACAUGCCUCCAGAGCACCUAAGAAAGAUCAUUCGUGACCACGGUGAUAUGACUUCAAAAAAGUACCGACAUGAUAAGCGUGUUUACCUGGGUGCUUUGAAGUACGUUCCUCAUGCCGUCCUGAAGCUGCUGGAAAACAUGCCGAUGCCCUGGGAGCAAAUUCGUGAAGUGAAUGUCCUGUAUCACAUUACCGGCGCCAUCACAUUUGUCAAUGAAAUUCCACUGGUCGUUGAGCCGAUAUUCAUUGCUCAGUGGGGCUCCAUGUGGAUUAUGAUGCGUCGAGAAAAGCGAGAUCGUCGUCACUUUAAACGAAUGCGUUUUCCUCCUUUUGACGACGAAGAGCCACCGCUAGACUACUCGGACAAUAUUAUUGAAGUCGAGCCGCUUGAAGCUAUUCAAAUCGAUCUUGAUCCGGAAGAAGAUGGACAAGUUUACGAGUGGUUUUACGAUCACAAGCCACUAGUGGAUACGAAGCACGUCAACGGCACUUCUUAUCGCAAAUGGAACCUCACCCUUCCACAGAUGGCCACUCUGUACCGACUUGCCAACCAGCUUCUCACUGACUUGGUUGAUGACAAUUACUUUUAUCUCUUUGACUUAAAAUCAUUCUUCACCGCAAAAGCUCUAAAUAUGGCCAUUCCAGGUGGACCUAAAUUUGAGCCGCUUGUCAAAGACAUCAACCCCGCUGAUGAGGACUGGAAUGAAUUUAAUGACAUCAACAAAAUUAUCAUUCGUCAGCCGAUUCGUACUGAAUACCGCAUUGCGUUUCCCUAUCUAUACAACAACUUGCCUCAUUUUGUCUACCUUUCAUGGUACCACACACCGAGCGUCGUCUUUAUCAAAACAGAAGACCCCGAUUUGCCGGCUUUUUAUUUUGAUCCUCUAAUCAACCCGAUCGCCCACAGCAAAGCAGAUCGUUCGUUUGAGCCUUUGCCUGAAGAUAAUGAUGACGACGAAGAAGGCUUCACUUUGCCAGACUACGUUGAACCUUUGCUUGCCUCACGCCCACUGUACACCGAUAACACUGCAAACGGCAUUUCACUUUUGUGGGCACCCAGGCCUUACAAUCUUCGCUCUGGUCGUGCUCGUCGAGCACUUGAUGUUCCACUGGUGGCCAGCUGGUACCGCGAGCAUUGCCCGCCUGGAAUGCCCGUUAAAGUGCGCGUUUCCUAUCAAAAACUACUCAAAUAUUUUGUACUCAACGCUCUUCAUCAUCGUCGACCUAAGCCUCAAAAGAAGCGAUACCUGUUCCGUUCGUUUAAAUCAACAAAGUUUUUCCAGUCGACAACUAUUGACUGGGUAGAAGCAGGACUGCAGGUGUGUCGUCAAGGCUACAAUAUGCUGAACUUGCUGAUUCAUCGAAAGAACUUGAAUUAUUUGCAUUUGGAUUACAACUUCAAUCUUAAGCCAGUCAAAACGUUGACCACUAAAGAGCGAAAGAAGUCUCGUUUCGGAAACGCUUUUCACUUGUGUCGUGAAAUUCUCCGCCUUACCAAACUCAUCGUCGACAGUCACGUUCAGUAUCGUCUCAACAACGUGGACGCUUUUCAGUUGGCCGACGGAAUUCAGUACAUCUUUGCGCACGUUGGUCAGCUCACUGGGAUGUACCGCUACAAGUACAAGCUGAUGCGACAAAUUCGAAUGUGCAAAGACUUGAAGCAUCUCAUCUACUAUCGUUUCAACACCGGCCCAGUUGGCAAGGGACCUGGAUGCGGCUUCUGGGCUCCUGGUUGGCGUGUCUGGCUCUUUUUCAUGCGCGGCAUCACCCCACUGCUCGAACGCUGGCUUGGCAACUUGCUAUCUCGCCAGUUUGAAGGUCGCCAUUCAAAGGGCGUUGCUAAAACGGUGACCAAACAGCGUGUCGAGUCUCACUUUGACCUGGAACUCCGCGCCUCUGUCAUGCACGACAUUAUUGACAUGAUGCCUGAGGGAAUUAAGCAGAACAAAGCGCGAACUAUUCUGCAGCACCUCAGUGAAGCAUGGCGUUGCUGGAAGGCCAACAUCCCCUGGAAAGUGCCCGGCCUUCCUAUUCCUAUUGAAAACAUGAUUUUGCGUUAUGUGAAAAUGAAGGCUGAUUGGUGGACCAACACUGCGCACUACAAUCGUGAGCGAAUUCGACGUGGUGCCACUGUUGACAAAACGGUUUGCAAAAAGAACCUCGGUCGCCUGACUCGAUUGUACCUGAAGGCCGAACAAGAACGCCAGCACAAUUACCUGAAGGAUGGGCCUUAUGUGAGCGCUGAGGAAGCUGUGGCCAUCUACACUACCACCGUGCACUGGCUGGAAAGUCGACGAUUUUCACCCAUUCCCUUUCCUCCGCUUUCUUACAAACAUGACACCAAGCUGCUGAUUCUCGCUUUGGAACGCCUUAAAGAGGCCUAUUCCGUGAAGAGUCGUUUGAACCAGUCUCAGCGUGAGGAACUCGGCCUGAUUGAACAGGCCUACGACAACCCACACGAGGCACUGUCUCGAAUUAAGCGACAUCUUCUAACACAACGUGCUUUUCGAGAAGUGAGCAUUGAAUUUAUGGACCUGUACUCCCACCUGAUUCCCGUCUAUGAUGUCGAGCCGCUGGAGAAAAUUACUGAUGCUUACCUUGAUCAGUACUUGUGGUAUGAAGCGGACAAGCGCCACCUCUUUCCAUCGUGGAUCAAACCAGGCGACUCUGAGCCUCCGCCGCUGCUAGUUUACAAGUGGUGCCAAGGGGUCAACAAUCUGCAGGAUGUCUGGGAUACCAGUGAGCAGGAAUGCAAUGUCAUGCUGGAGACACGAUUUGAGAAGAUGUACGAAAAGAUUGACUUGACACUUCUUAAUCGACUGCUGCGCCUAAUCGUGGACCACAACAUCGCUGACUACAUGACGGCUAAAAACAACGUGGUGAUCAACUACAAGGACAUGAAUCACACCAACUCUUAUGGCAUUAUUCGAGGUUUACAGUUUUCCUCGUUUAUCGUCCAGUACUACGGUCUGGUGCUUGAUCUGCUAGUGCUCGGUCUGCAACGAUCCAGUGAAAUGGCCGGCCCGCCACAGAUGCCCAACGACUUUUUGACGUACCAAGAUGUGGCCACCGAAAUUUCGCACCCGAUUCGCCUGUACUCACGAUACAUUGACCGCUUUCAUGUCUUCUUCCGGUUCACUGCUGAAGAGGCCCGAGACUUAAUCCAGCGAUACCUCACUGAACACCCUGACCCGAAUAAUGAGAACAUCGUUGGGUACAACAACAAAAAGUGCUGGCCCCGCGAUGCUCGUAUGCGCUUGAUGAAGCAUGACGUCAACUUGGGCAGAGCCGUCUUUUGGGACAUCAAAAAUCGCUUGCCUCGCUCUGUGACCACUAUCGAUUGGGACAGCAGCUUCGUUUCCGUUUACAGCAAGGAUAACCCUAACUUGCUUUUCAACAUGUCCGGCUUUGAGUGUCGCAUUCUGCCUAAAUGCCGAAUGGCACUUGAAGAGUUUAUUCACAAGGACGGCGUUUGGAACCUUCAAAAUGAGGUCACUAAGGAGCGAACUGCCCAAUGCUUCUUGCGCGUCGACGAUGAAUCAUUGCAGCGCUUUCACAACCGAGUUCGCCAAAUUCUCAUGGCCUCAGGCUCAACAACGUUUACCAAAAUUGUCAACAAGUGGAACACUGCACUGAUUGGCCUGAUGACUUACUACCGCGAGGCAGUUGUCAACACACAGGAGUUGCUUGACUUGCUUGUCAAGUGCGAAAACAAAAUCCAAACUCGAAUUAAGAUUGGCCUCAACUCAAAGAUGCCCAGUCGAUUUCCGCCUGUCGUCUUUUACACACCCAAAGAGUUGGGCGGCCUUGGAAUGCUGUCAAUGGGCCACGUGCUCAUUCCUCAGUCUGAUUUGCGUUGGUCAAAGCAAACCGAUGUCGGCAUCACUCACUUCCGUUCUGGCAUGUCGCACGACGAGGAUCAGGUCAUCCCCAACUUGUACCGAUACAUUCAACCCUGGGAGACUGAGUUCAUUGACUCACAGCGUGUCUGGGCGGAGUAUGCCUUGAAGCGGCAAGAGGCGCUGGCACAAAACCGACGUCUUACACUGGAGGAUCUCGAAGACAGCUGGGAUCGUGGCAUUCCGCGAAUCAACACGCUCUUCCAGAAGGAUCGCCACACACUGGCCUACGACAAGGGCUGGCGAGUGCGAACGGACUUCAAGCAGUACCAGGUUCUGAAGCAGAAUCCCUUCUGGUGGACUCACCAACGACAUGACGGCAAACUGUGGAACUUGAACAACUACCGAACCGACAUGAUUCAAGCGCUUGGCGGCGUGGAGGGCAUUCUCGAGCACACCCUCUUCAAGGGUACCUAUUUCCCCACUUGGGAGGGUCUCUUUUGGGAGAAGGCCAGUGGCUUUGAGGAGUCGAUGAAGUACAAAAAGCUGACCAAUGCUCAACGCUCUGGUCUGAACCAAAUUCCCAACCGUCGAUUCACACUUUGGUGGUCGCCCACAAUCAACCGCGCCAAUGUCUACGUCGGCUUUCAGGUGCAACUCGACCUAACGGGCAUCUUCAUGCACGGCAAAAUUCCUACGCUGAAAAUUUCACUAAUUCAGAUUUUCCGUGCCCAUCUGUGGCAGAAGAUUCACGAGAGUGUCGUCAUGGAUUUGUGUCAGGUUUUUGACCAGGAGCUGGACGCUCUUGAGAUUGAAACAGUCCAGAAGGAGACUAUUCACCCUCGUAAAUCGUACAAAAUGAACAGCUCUUGUGCCGAUAUUCUGCUCUUUGCCGCCUACAAGUGGAACGUGUCUCGCCCAUCGCUGUUGGCCGACACCAAGGACGUCAUGGACGGCAACACUACUCAAAAGUACUGGAUUGAUGUCCAGCUACGAUGGGGCGACUACGACUCUCACGACGUGGAGCGAUAUGCUCGUGCCAAAUUUCUCGACUACACCACCGACAACAUGAGCAUCUACCCUUCCCCGACCGGCGUUCUCAUUGUCAUUGACCUGGCUUACAACUUGCACUCUGCCUACGGCAACUGGUUCCCCGGCUCCAAACCGCUCAUUCAGCAGGCAAUGGCCAAGAUCAUGAAGGCCAAUCCGGCAUUGUACGUGCUCCGAGAGCGAAUUCGCAAAGGUCUACAGCUGUACUCUUCUGAGCCAACUGAGCCGUACCUGUCUUCCCAGAAUUACGGUGAACUCUUUUCGAACCAGAUCAUCUGGUUUGUGGACGAUACUAACGUGUAUCGUGUAACCAUCCACAAGACAUUUGAAGGCAACUUGACAACAAAGCCCAUUAACGGAGCCAUCUUCAUCUUUAACCCGCGAACCGGACAGCUCUUCCUCAAAAUCAUUCAUACCAGCGUCUGGGCCGGCCAGAAGCGUCUUGGUCAGUUGGCCAAGUGGAAAACCGCCGAAGAAGUUGCCGCUCUCAUUCGCUCGCUUCCAGUUGAGGAGCAACCGAAGCAGAUUAUCGUCACACGAAAGGGAAUGUUGGAUCCUCUCGAGGUUCAUUUGCUCGACUUUCCGAAUAUCGUCAUCAAGGGCAGUGAGCUGCAACUGCCCUUCCAGGCCUGCUUGAAAGUGGAAAAGUUUGGUGAUUUGAUUCUCAAAGCAACCGAGCCUCAGAUGGUCCUUUUCAACUUGUACGAUGACUGGCUAAAGACCAUUUCUUCGUACACUGCUUUCUCUCGUUUGAUUCUCAUUCUGCGCGCCCUGCACGUGAAUAAUGAACGUACGAAGGUCAUUCUCAAGCCAGAUAAGACCACCAUCACUGAGCCACAUCACAUUUGGCCCAGUUUGACUGACGAGGAAUGGAUCAAGGUGGAAGUUCAGCUGAAGGAUCUCAUCCUGGCUGACUAUGGCAAAAAGAACAAUGUCAACGUCGCCUCUCUGACACAGUCAGAAAUUCGUGACAUUAUUCUGGGAAUGGAAAUUUCCGCCCCGUCUGCUCAGCGCCAGCAGAUUGCCGAAAUUGAAAAGCAAACUAAGGAACAGUCCCAACUGACUGCCGUCACAACGCGCACAGUCAACAAACAUGGCGAUGAAAUAAUCACCUCGACGACUAGUAACUACGAGUCGCAGUCAUUUGCCAGUAAAACUGAGUGGCGAAUCCGUGCCAUCUCUGCAACGAAUCUGCACCUGCGAACCAAUCACAUCUACGUGUCAUCGGACGACAUCAAGGAGACUGGCUACACGUACAUUUUGCCGAAGAACAUUCUUAAAAAGUUCAUCAUCAUCUCUGACCUUCGAACACAAAUUGCCGGCUACAUCUACGGCGUUAGUCCUGCUGAUAAUCCGCAAGUGAAGGAGAUUCGGUGCAUUGUGAUGCCGCCGCAGUUGGGCACCCAUCAGGUCGUUCACUUGCCCUCUCAUCUGCCUUCGCAUGAGUAUCUUUCCGAAUUGGAGCCCCUUGGUUGGAUUCACACUCAGCCCAAUGAACUGCCGCAGUUGUCACCGCAAGACGUCACAUGUCAUGCGAAGAUUAUGGCAGACAACACUUCUUGGGAUGCUGAUAAAACGAUCAUCAUCACGUGCUCUUUCACGCCGGGCUCGUGCUCGCUGACCGCCUACAAGCUGACUCCCGGCGGCUUCGAGUGGGGACGCCAGAACACCGAUCGCGGCAACAAUCCCAAAGGAUAUUUGCCUUCUCACUAUGAAAAGGUCCAGAUGCUUUUGUCUGAUCGGUUCCUUGGAUUUUAUAUGGUGCCAGCUCAAGGAUCAUGGAACUACAACUUUACAGGCGUUCGUCACGAUGCCUCAAUGAAGUACGAUCUGCAGUUGGCCAAUCCGAAGGAGUUUUACCAUGAAAUUCACCGAACGGGACACUUUACCAACUUUGCCACCAUUGACGAAUCUGACUAUGUUGGUGCCGACCGCGAAGACGUCUUUUCUUGA